GGGCCAGGGGGUGCCCACGGGCGCCCCGCUCUGGGCCGUGAUGGAUGUGUACGGGACCACCAAGGCCAUCGAGCUGCUGGAUCCCGCGGUCAGCGCCUUCCCCCCAGCCUCGCCCUGGGCCCUCCCACAGGAGACUCACCCGGACCUUGAAGCCCCAGCAGGAGAGGAGUGUGCCGUCUGCCUCCACCAAGCUGCCAACACCUGCCUUGUGCCCUGCGGCCACACACACUUGUGCAGCUACUGCGCCUGGCGGGUCUUCAGGGACACAGCCAAGUGUCCCAUGUGUCGCUGGGAGAUCCAGGCAGUGGUCCCUGCACGGGGCCCUCCAGCUCUGAGAACUGAAGAAGGCCUCCCGGUGUGAGCGGAGGCUGGGCUGGCUCUGAACUGUCCCCGCAGGGGAGAGGGGCAGCUGCCCUCCUUCCGGAGAAAAGCCAGAAGGGCUGGUUGGUAACAAGCACAGCAGAGAGGGAGGUGGGGACGGUGUCUCUUCCCUUUCCCCACAGGUUAGGCCAGUGGGACGCGGAGGAGCCCCUGACCAGAAUUUCUCCCUGAUGGGAGCCUGGUGUAUAUAGACAGUGGCUCGACCAUGGCCAGCGGGCUGGUGGUCCCUCUGCUUAGCUCCAGGUUCUUUGGUGCCUGGGGCUUGCCAAGGCUUUUGGCUGGCCACUUGGCACAGCCACAGCUGACCUAGCAAUCCCUGCACGCUUAAGACCAGGGUUCUUGGGACGCCAAGAAGCCACACGUGUUGAUGAGGAGGAUCUUCGUUCAGAGAUGGGUGGCCGGGCCCCUGGUGUGAGAGCUGAGGAAGUUCAUGUAGCUGCGCGUGCCUAUGGCAGCCCUGCCCACGGGAGUUGAGGAGCAGGGAGGCUGGGUGGAGUGUUUACAUCCCGUGUGGGAGCCGGGUGGCCGCCGACAAGUCCUCAGUGAAUUGGUCAGUGGUUCCCCGUUGCAGUGCGGCUGUGAGGACCCAGCGAGAUCACAUCUGAAGAUGAGUCAGCGCACGAGAGAGCACUGUUGUCAUUGUGCUUAUUCCCUUGCUAAUUUCCGAGCCAUCAAAA
Myotis brandtii (Brandt's bat) is the source of this 1058-nucleotide messenger RNA. It is a transcript of the gene NEURL3, whose product is annotated as neuralized E3 ubiquitin protein ligase 3. Gene Ontology annotation, molecular function: ubiquitin protein ligase activity. The transcript is spliced from 3 exons. The record is from RefSeq and is a predicted model, not a curated record. Lineage: Eukaryota; Metazoa; Chordata; Mammalia; Chiroptera; Vespertilionidae. Bases 41 to 361 code for a protein of 106 amino acids. Gene Ontology annotation, biological process: protein ubiquitination.